AUGUCCUCAACUCCGGAAACCGAGUCGCAAAACAUCACCCUUGCCUCCAAUGUGCUAGGCACAAUUGGCACAGUCCUCUGGUGCAUCCAGCUCCUCCCACAGAUCUGGUCGAACUGGCGGCGGAAGGACACAGAGGGGUUUCCGCAGUUGAUGAUGCUGCUUUGGGGAGUUUGUGCGGUGCCAAUGGGAGCGUAUUUUGUGCUGCAGGAAGUGAAUAUCCCACUGCAGAUCCAGCCACAGGUAUUUGGGUUCUUCUCGCUGGUGGCUUGGGGGCAGAUUCUGCAUUAUACCCACAAGUUUUCCUGCCCUAAGGCCACAGCCAUGGUGAUAGGAACGGUUGCGCUCUUCGCGGGCGUUGAGGCGGCGCUGAUUCUCUCUCUGAGGAUACCGUAUAAUAACGGCAUCACCUGGCCUGAUUUGCUCGUCGGAGUGAUUGCAGCGAUCUCUCUGGCGGGUGGUCUGAUCCCACCGUACUUUGAGCUGUGGAAGAGAGGCGGACGGGUAAUCGGAAUCAAUUGGUUCUUCCUUGGGACGGAUACGCUAGGUGGUCUCUUUUCUCUCUUUGCGCUUGCGGCGCAGGGAACCUUUGAUAUAUUGGGUGGCGUUCUGUAUAUCGUUGUGAUUCUCUUAGAAGUCGGGAUUAUUGGCAGCCACAUUGGAUGGCGCAUUCGAUACCGGAAAUUACUUGCACAGGCCAAGAUCACAGGCAGGAGUGUCGAUGAGCUGCUUGGGGCGAAAGAGGCAGUGCACAACCGAGGCAGCGACAGCGAUGUCGAGAGUCAGAUGCAUGGGGAGAAGUGA
Molecule: messenger RNA, 801 nt
Organism: Aspergillus calidoustus
Lineage: Eukaryota; Fungi; Ascomycota; Eurotiomycetes; Eurotiales; Aspergillaceae
Source: the annotation of a GenBank genome assembly